AUGGACACCACACCCUACAGUGACCAGGCUUCGAGACCUUCUUCCACCGCUCCGCCGAUAACUCCUGCUGACGAGAACUCUCUGUUCAUCAACCCUCGUCGUAAGUACAAACGGCGAGGUACUGGCUCCAUCUCCGACACCAAAAGCGAAGGCUCAGAAGAUGAGGCAGGUUCCUCCAUGUCGGAAUCAGAAGAACACGAACUAGGGCUGUUGGACUCGGACGUGGAUGCCGACGAUGACGGAGAAAGCGGGUUGAACAAACACGAAAGACGCAAGUACAUCAAAAGAAAGAGGCGGCGCGAUGGGCUCAAUGCGAGAAUUGCUGGCACCACGGGGAUAUCCAAAGACGAGGCUCGGGAGGCAGAUAAAAAUGUCGUCCGCAACCUGGUCAUCAAUGCCGUCCUCAUUGGCCUGUGGUAUUUCUUCUCACUGGCCAUAUCUAUUUACAACAAGAUGAUGUUCUCAUCCGAUCACCUCGAUUUCCACUUUCCGCUCUUCGCAACCUCGUUACACAUGGUGGUCCAAUUCAUCUUGGCCUCCGCCAUCCUCUUGAUAUUUCCCUCCCUACGACCCUCUCAACCGCACCCGCGGAUACAUGGGAACGAAGCACAGCCCGCCAAACCACUAGUCACCCCUCUAUUCUAUUUCACCCGACUAGUGCCCACCGGGACGACGACAUCUCUCGACAUCGGCUUAGGCAACACCUCUCUUCGCUUCAUCACCUUGACAUUCUACACCAUGUGUAAAUCCUCGGUACUAAUCUUCGUUCUUGUGUUCGCCUUCCUCUUCCGACUGGAAAAGCCUUCUCUCAAACUCAUCCUCAUUAUCCUCACCAUGACCUUUGGAGUUCUCAUGAUGGUCGCCGGCGAAACGGCUUUUCAUGCUCUCGGUUUCGCGUUGGCCAUGUCCGCAUCCUUCUUCUCCGGCUUCCGAUGGGCCUUGACGCAGAUCCUUCUUCUCCGCCAUCCCGCAACCUGCAACCCAUUUGCCACAAUGUUUUUCAUCGCCCCCAUCAUGUUCGUCACGCUGUUCUUCAUAGCAUGCGUUUCCGAAACGCCAUCCGCCGUCAUCACAGGCGUCGUCCUGCUGGUUAGGGAACACGGGAUCGCCAAAGCUCUGCUUCUGCUCGUGGUUCCGGGGUGCAUUGCAUUCUGCAUGAUCGCAAGCGAAUUCACAUUGCUUCAACGCACCAGUGUCGUCACCCUCAGCAUCUGUGGCAUCUUCAAAGAAGUGGUCACGAUUAGUGCCGCGGGGAUCGUCUUCCAUGACGAGCUGUCCAUGGUUAAUAUCACUGGCUUGUUGAUCACAAUUGUCAGCAUUGCCAGCUACAACUAUUUGAAGAUUGUCAAAAUGAGGGAAGAGGCGAGAGAAAAAUUGAAGAAAAAAGACGCGGAGCAAUAUCGCGAGUUAGAUGAAGAUGACGACGAGAUCAGCGAUAUUGCGGCGGCCAAUUUCUCAUUCAUCCAAGAUGCCGGUAGUGCAACCCGCGACUCCGGCUCCGGUCCGAGAACCGACCCUGUACCAAACAGCGUCCUGGGCCCGUCGGUGAAGAGAAAGGAAAAUAUAGAAUAG
Messenger RNA from Fonsecaea erecta, 1572 nucleotides. RefSeq lists its product as hypothetical. The transcript is spliced from 2 exons. NCBI's taxonomy places the organism in Eukaryota, Fungi, Ascomycota, Eurotiomycetes, Chaetothyriales, Herpotrichiellaceae. Gene Ontology annotation, biological process: UDP-glucose transmembrane transport. Bases 1 to 1572 code for a protein of 523 amino acids. Gene Ontology annotation, cellular component: endoplasmic reticulum-Golgi intermediate compartment; cis-Golgi network; Golgi apparatus. Gene Ontology annotation, molecular function: antiporter activity. The record is from RefSeq and is a predicted model, not a curated record.